This is a messenger RNA of Aspergillus versicolor CBS 583.65, 831 nucleotides long. RefSeq lists its product as uncharacterized. Lineage: Eukaryota; Fungi; Ascomycota; Eurotiomycetes; Eurotiales; Aspergillaceae. The transcript has a single exon. The coding region runs from base 1 to 831 and encodes 276 amino acids. The record is from RefSeq and is a predicted model, not a curated record.
AUGUGCUUCUACCAACCAAACCCCGUGGGCUGCAGAUGCACCUUCUUCCAGCUCGUCCAACCCUGCGCAUUCGCAAGGCUCCUUCCACCACCCAAUCCAGCACAAAACGCCAACCCGCUCAUCGUCCCCUGCAGUACAAAAUACAUGGCACAGGGUGUCGGCGUACGCAUUUGCACCCACUGUCAGGCUUGGUAUGGAGGUAUGCCGGCACCGACGGUGGAGCCGAUGAGCAACGGCAUGGGAACGCGGAUACACGAUCCAGAUCCGGAGAGGGAUACGAUGUAUAGGAACCCGAUGUUUGAGUGGAUGGGGAGGUACGACCGUGGGUAUGAGAGCAAGAAUACAAAUUCUGGCCCUAAUGGGAUGGGGAAUGGGACUGUCUCUGUCAUGGAGCCGGUAGAGGGACAGAUACUCUCGUCAGGUUUACCAUUGCCCGACCCGUCGUCGGUGGAUACGUCUUUUCUGGGUUCUUCACGAAUGUCUGCGACUGAAGAUACAGAGGGACAGGCAAUUUUUGGCGAGAGCAGCGAGUGGUUUGGAAUUGGGGGGAGUUCUUUGGCAACGGGGGAUCAGAAGCAGGGAGAAGAUCAAGCACCGAGGUACACUCCUGCCAUUGGGGAUGGGGUCAGGGUUGACUUGGCUGCCGCUGAGGAACGGACAGAGGUUACGUCUGAGGAGAGAACAGACACGGAGGCUGCGUUAGAAGAAGAAAGUGAGGAAACUAAUGCGGGUGGGAAGGAAGAGGACGACGCAGAAGCCGAGCCACUGAGAUUGCCCAUUAUUCAGAGGGGGAACAACGAGGAUAAUGUAAAGACAAGAGAUGUUCUUUAA